This is a messenger RNA of Mercenaria mercenaria, 1052 nucleotides long. RefSeq lists its product as uncharacterized. NCBI's taxonomy places the organism in Eukaryota, Metazoa, Mollusca, Bivalvia, Venerida, Veneridae. The transcript has 5 exons. The coding region runs from base 71 to 568 and encodes 165 amino acids. The record is from RefSeq and is a predicted model, not a curated record.
CUGUCGUUAAUAAUGACACUCAAGUUUAACAAAAACAUUUUUUUUGAAAAUGAGAUAACCUAAAUCAACAAUGAUAUCACAUUAUUGUUUACGAAAAAUCGAUCGAGCUUAUCCGGGAUCUAGGACAAUAUACAAUGUCAAAAUGGUGGAAUAUCUGAAGAGCUCCAGAAUUUGUGUUGUUAUAUUAGUCUGUACAACCGUGGGGGAACUUGCCAUUCUUGUAACAUUGGUUUCACACUGGAGAAUUGCAAGGAAUGAACUUCUGGCUCCAAAACAACAACAACUAUGUUUUCCACAUGACAAAUUUGGUUCCAAGGAAGAAAUAGAGAGGUGUCCGGAUGGUCUGAAAGAGACACACAAGGAAAAGGAAAACGUCACGGUGUGCUGUGGAGAUUUCAGCAUUGUACUAGAUAAACUGGUCUCAAAGGUCGCCCCCAUUAGAUAUAACAGCGAUACAAAUCCAGAAAUAACUGCGCUUAAUCUGACGGAUUACAACUGUCAUGCAGUUAAAGGGAAACAACCAGCCGCAAAACUCGCAGGACUAGCUACAGACAGGAAACCUGUUUAAGUUGGAACGAACUUCAAAUUAAUCUGGAAUCCACUUCCACCGUCAUACGCAUUGUCAGGACUAACUCAUCUAUCAGAUAAUGGUACAAUUAAUGUUGAACAGAAAGGCUCUUACUACGUCUACUCGCAAAUCAAAAUGAAACUUGACUACACAACGACUGAAACCGACAAUACCAUGAAACAUUACAUCCAUUUAAUAUCACGAAAGGGAACAGAAACAACACUUUUGGAAAACACAAAGUCGCGGUGUGAUAUGACAGAAUCAAGGUCUGAAGUUUCGAGUUUUGUUGGUGCCGUCUUCGAGCUGGUGGAAGGAGACCGGCUUUAUGUUGCGACAUCACAUCCUGAGCAUGUUAUUUCUGACCGUACUAACAAUUUUUUUAGCAUACUUCGUAUCUAAAGGUAUAUCGAUCAAGUCAGUACUGGUGUUUGAUGCUACUGUUUGUCUUGAAGUUAGUUACAAGUAUCAAUAUGAAAAUAUGAUC